This is a messenger RNA of Lolium rigidum, 1266 nucleotides long. RefSeq names its product chitinase CLP-like. Gene Ontology annotation, biological process: proteolysis. Bases 1 to 1266 code for a protein of 421 amino acids. Gene Ontology annotation, molecular function: aspartic-type endopeptidase activity. NCBI's taxonomy places the organism in Eukaryota, Viridiplantae, Streptophyta, Magnoliopsida, Poales, Poaceae. The record is from RefSeq and is a predicted model, not a curated record. The transcript has a single exon.
AUGUCACGAUCACGACUCCCUGUCCUCUUCGUGCUCGCCGCCUCGCUCGUCGUGCUGGCGUCGGGCCAGCCUCGUCCGGUGGUCGUUCCGGUGACCAAGGACACCGCCACCUCCCUCUAUACCAUCCCCUUGUACGACGGUGCCAACCUCGUCGUCGACAUCUCCGGCCCGCUCCUGUGGUCGACGUGCCAGCGAGACCACCUGUCGGCGAAGUUCGCGUGCAAGAGCGACACCUGCAAGCUCGCCAACGCCUACCCCGUCCCCGGAUGCCCAACAGCCGGCUGCGGCGGCGAUCCACGCAAGGACAUGACGUGCACGACGUACCCGUACAACCCGAUCACGGGUUCGUGCGCCGCCGGGAACCUUGUCCACACGAGGUUCGUCGCCAACACCACCGACGGUAAGAACCCGGUGAACCAGGUGUCCGUGAGGGCCAUGUCGGCGUGCGGAACGACGAAAAAGCUCCUGGCGUCGCUGCCGCGUGGCGCCUCAGGAGUGGCUGGGAUGGCGGGCUCCGGCCUGGCGUUGCCGGCGCAGGUGGCGUCGUCGCAGAAGGUUGCCAAGAAGUUCCUCCUCUGCCUGCCAGCCGGUGGCGCCAACGGCGACGGCGUGGCCAUCUUCGGCGGUGGGCCGCUGUACCUGGAGUACACAGGGUCGGUGGAGUACACCUCGUCGCUGGAGCACACGCCGCUGGUCACCAGGAAGGACAGCCCCGCGUACUACGCUGGCGUCAAGUACAUCGCGCUGGAUAACUCCCGCGUGCCCCUCCCACCUCUCGCGCUCGCCACGGGCGGCGUGGUGCUCAGCACGACGGCGCCCUACACGGUGCUCCGCGCCGACGUGUACCGCCGGUUCCUGGCCGCGUUCCGCGAGGCCACGGCGGCGCAGUGGCAGUACGCGAAGAAGCCGCGCGAAGUGAAGGCCGUGGCGCCGUUCGGGGUGUGCUACGACGCGCGGACGCUGGCCAACACGCGGAUGGGGUUCAUGGUGCCGAGCGUGACGCUGGCGCUUGGCGGGGGGAAGAACUGGACGAUGACCGGCGUGAACUCGAUGGUGGCCGUGAAGCCAGGGAAUACGGUGUGCCUGGCCUUCGUGGAGAUGAAGGAGGUGAAGGCUGGGGACGGCAAGGCGCCGGCGGUGAUCGUUGGAGGGUUCCAGAUGGAAAACUUCGUGCUGCAGUUCGACCUGGAGAGGAAGCGGUUCGGGUUCCUCAGGCUGCCCUACUACGCGCAAUGCGGCCACUUCAAUUUCACUCGGAGCUCUUAG